Molecule: messenger RNA, 7166 nt
Organism: Cheilinus undulatus (humphead wrasse)
Lineage: Eukaryota; Metazoa; Chordata; Actinopteri; Labriformes; Labridae
Gene: irs4b
Product: insulin receptor substrate 2-B
Exons: 2
Coding region: 311-4459 (1382 amino acids)
Biological process (GO): insulin receptor signaling pathway
Cellular component (GO): cytosol; plasma membrane
Molecular function (GO): insulin receptor binding; phosphatidylinositol 3-kinase binding
Source: RefSeq, a predicted model, not a curated record
AUUGCUAACGGAGCUAGCCGGAUCCUCCCGAUUAUAGAAACACGGCUGAACGUGGUCAUGUUGCACACGGUAGGCUUCAUUUCGUGAAAAAGCCCGCUUUGGAUUACCUUCCUCGGUACAAAAACGGGAAGAGGGACUUGUUUUUUUGGCGGACUAACAAAGCCGGUUUGUGAGUAUUGCAAAUCUGAGCAGAGCGAGUGAACGUUAGCUGGCCUAGCCGGACUCGGGAGCUCGUCUCCCAAAACAAGAAUGGGGUCUAGGUCCACUCGGAUUAGCUUGCUAGUAAAGUGACCUUUGAUUGUAUUCUUUGAUGGCGAAUUUCACGAAUUACCAGGAAGGUAAGGCAGCGAUGUUGAUGGUGGAGACGCAGCAGAGGGACGUGGGGACGAAAUCUGCGGCCGCUGCCACCGCAAACGGGGACGGCUCGGUCGGGGAACCCCCUUCCCCGUUAAUUAAUAUCAGCGGCGGUACAGGAGGAGGAGGAGGCGGCUCUCGUUUCCAUCUACCGCCCUCCAACCACCUCCACCAUCAGCACCUCAGCCACCAUCAACAGCAGCACCACCACUACCAACUGGCGCCGCAGCAGCAGCAUCUUUCCGGGGAAAACAUCGCAGAGUCCCCGGGCAGGAAAGCCUCCUACCAGGUACACGCCGCCGAGGACCCCGCCGCUGCCGCUUCUCCUGCCGCUUGCAGCAGCAGCAGCAGCAGCGGCCAUGUAUACGCGGCUGUGAAUGUCGCCAGUACCUCGGACGUUGUGGAUGAUAUUCGCAAAUGUGGCUAUCUGAGAAAGCAAAAACAUGGACAUAAGCGUUUUUUCGUGCUCAGGGCGGCCAGUCACCUCGGGCCAAGCCGCCUGGAAUACUACGACAGCGAGAAGAAAUUCAGGAACAGCCUGCGCUCUGCUGCCGCGGCCGCCGCCAGCGGUGGAGCGGUCGCCCCUUCUCCCCCGAAAAGGGUUAUUUACCUCUACCAGUGCUUCACGGUGAACAAAAGGGCGGAUUCCAAAAACAAACACCUCAUUGCCCUUUAUACUAAGGACGAGUAUUUUGCUAUUGUGGCUGAAAACGAGCAGGAGCAAGAGGACUGGUAUGUAGCUGUCAGUGAGUUGAUGAGUGAGGGUAAAAAAGGGCACUUGGAUUCAGAUGAUUUAGAUGAUGGAUAUGGUACUGUAACUCCUGGUACUGUUUUUAAGGAGGUGUGGCAGGUGAAUGUGAAACCUAAAGGACUGGGUCAAACAAAAAACCUCACAGGUGUUUACCGGCUAUGCCUCUCUACUAAAACCAUACACCUCGUAAAGUUGAACUCUGAAACCCCAUGUGUUAACCUUCAACUUAUGAAUAUCAGACGUUGUGGACAUUCUGAAAGCUUUUUCUUCAUUGAAGUGGGCCGUUCCUCCUCUAUCGGGCCUGGAGAGAUAUGGAUGCAAGUGGAUGACUCUGUUGUGGCCCAAAAUAUGCAUGAGACCAUACUGGAGACGAUGAAAGCCUUGAAAGCUUUUGCAGAGUUCAGACCAAGGAGUAAGAGCCAAUCAUCCGGCUCUAACCCGAUGCCAUUUAUCACAACGCGGCGCCACCUGGGCAACCUGCCACCAAGCCAGACCGGACUGCAGAGACGGUCGAGGACAGAGUCUGUUGUCGGCACGCCACCUUCAAGUAAAAGCUCUGGUGCCAGCGGCUAUCGCUUUCGAACAUCUAGUGAGGGCGAGGGGACGAUGAACCGACCUUUCCGCUCCGCCACAGGAAGUCUGGUUCACCUUAACUCAACACGUGCCCACCAUGGUCGCCAGGACGGGGCAGGGAGCAGCAGUGGAGGUGGUGUUGCUACAGGAAAUGCUGGCACGAGCACAGGAAGUGGGCGCUACGUCAGAGCCAUCCCUGGCACAUCGUCCACCUACCACGCCCGCUCCGCCUCGCUGCCAGUCUCUCAUUUCCCCUCAACCACCAGCCCAGUAAGCGUCUCCUCCAGCAGCGGCCACGGCUCAGUCUCUGACACCCUCACACGCCCUUCAAGCGCUUCAAUAUGUGGCUCACCAUCAGAUGGCGGCUUCAACUCCUCAGACGAGUACGGCUCCAGUCCUGGUGACUUCAGGUACUUCCGGGUGAGGAGUAACACACCCGACUCUUUGGGUAAUACCCCACCAAUCAGAGAAGAGAACUGUCUAAAUGAUUACAUGGCCAUGGGCUGGAACAGGGAGGUUUUUGGCACCAGUGGUGGCUCUGGAAACAACAGUGGAGCUGACACGCCACGGGAUGAAAGCACAUCAACGACAGAGGAUGAGCGCUUAUCUUCUUCAUCAUCACUAAGGAGGAGGACUCACUCAUUCUCCAGACCUGCUGGCGGAGCGACUGGUGGCUCUGGGGUGGCGGUUUACCAGAAAAUGACCCAGACCAACUUCUCUUUGGACGAAGGCUCGGAUGUUGUGUUACCAUUUGGAAGUGGGCUGCUCCGUGGUGGGCCGUCCUCAUCCUCUUCCUCCCUCCGCUCUGACUACAGCUCCUGCUCUGAGCACAGCCAGCAGAGCCGUCCUUCUACGCUCUCCCGGACGGAGGCCAGCGGAGAGCGUCCUCCCCUCUCCUCUUCGUCUGCCAAGGAAGACAGCGGCUACAUGCCCAUGAUGUGUGGCGUGGCUGCAUCGCCACGGGACACACCUCCUGACUACAUGCCUAUGCAACCCAGUUCUUACUCCCACCCCAUCUCCCACUCCCCUCAAUUUCACAGUCCAGCUUUAGGCCCCCGCUCAGCUCACCACCACCCACAACUCCAGUCACAAUCCUCCACGGACUCUCACGGCUACAUGAUGAUGCUCCCAGGUGGCAGCGGCAGCUCUCCCUCCCCUGGUCAGGCCUCACCAAGCCCACACAGCAUGGCAGGUGCCAGCGGGACUGAAAGCAUAGCUGAAAGACCAGAAAAUGGGGAGUAUAUGGACAUGUCAUACAGCAGUUGUGGGGGGCGUAAGUUCUCAAACGAAGGGUAUUACACACCUGGCACACCUGAGAGCACGCCAAAGUCUUACAGCCCCUAUUUCUCCCUCCCUCGCUCCUAUAAGACCCCCACACGAGAGAGAGAUGAGAAAGAGUACGGGGAGUAUGUUCCUAUGAGUUCUCCUGCCAAACCUGUCUUUUCAUCAGUUGCCACACCUGAAAAAAGAAGUGGGGCGAGUAGCAGCACCUCCACUCCUUCUCACCCACCUCCGCCUUAUGGAGCUCACCAUACGACAGCAGCAAUGACUGACAGACGUGUAGUAAGGCCUAACCGUCUCCCUUUAGGUAGGAGAAGUUUUCACGGCCCUCUACGGGUCAGUGAGCCUUCUACAGCAUCUACAGGCACCUCCACCUCUGUGCCUGCCACUGUCAGUUCCUCAGAAGGGCCUUCUAGUCCUGGAGAAUACAUCAACAUUGAAUUUGGGGAUCAUUAUCCCCUCCAGCAACAGCCCCCUGCUUAUCCUCAUUCAAUAGAAGAUGAAACACCUUCCCUGGGGUCCAGCGAUCACCGCCACUCCCCUCCACAGCCCCAAACUCACCAGGACUACAUGAGUGUGGAAGUGGGCGCAGAUCAGCAGGACAGCGCUGGAUGUCUGGGUAAAAACCAGUCCCCCAGACCCAGCCUUGUCGCCCCCUGGAACCCACCUAGCUACAUCAGACCCCUGGCUAGCAAUCCUGGGGCGCUGGCCUCCCCUGGAGUCCCAACUGGAGGUCACUGGAGGUCCAUGGGGGAUGACUACACAGACAUGACUUUCAACCUAAGCAGAGGUGACAGGGCGCAGACAAGCCCCACAGCCAUGCUGCAGCACCUCUGUGUCAUAGAGGGACAUUACGGCCACACCACCUCUGCCUCUUCCUCAUCUAUUUCCCCUCCUCUUCCUCCGUCGAGCCCGAGCAGGGUGUCGACACACCAACCAGAACCAAAGGUGGUCCGGGCUGACCCUCAAGGCAGGAGAAGACACAGCUCUGAGACAUUCUCCUCCACCUCCUCCUCUAAUUCUACUCCUUCUGGAGGUGGCCCAUCAUCCUCCUCCACUCACCCCUCCCAAGUCAACCCCUUAGCCUCCAAUGGUUCUUACCUACAGGAGGGACAGGCCCCCAGGUGGGCCAGUUCAGCAUCUUUUGACAGUGUUUGGGUGUCAGUGGAGGGUCUAGGGGACUCGACAGCCCACCACGCCCCCACGAGAGCUCUAGAGAUGGGCUCAACCUCCGGGACCUCAGCCUCCUCCUCCUCGUCGGGGGUUGGAGGAGCUCGAAUGUGCAGGAACAUGUCUGUGGGUUACCAGAAUGGCCUGAACUACAUUGCCUUGGAGCUGAGGGAAGACGGGAGUAACACGGGAGCUGGUAGCAGCAACGGGAGCUCAACGGUGGCAGCAGUGGCAGCGGCGGCGGGGACAGUGCCUCUGCCGGAGAACGGAGCCUACGCCAGUAUAGACUUCACCAAAUCUGAUGGAGUCACUACAACAACAAAGGACUGAGCAGCGAGACGGUAGAGGUUCUCCGCCCUCCUCCUCCUCCUCAUCUCUCCGCUCGGGGAACUUGACUUUGCCUGUGACCCCUCGGCCUCCCCCUGCCACCGGUGACUUCUGACCUCCUCACCGCUCCCUUCUGGAUGCAGAAAACAACAACAACAUCACAACAGAUGACAAAAAAAGCUUGCAGUUUUUUUAAAGUGUAUUUCAUUUUUUAUUUUGUUUGUUUUAUAUGCAUAUCUUGUCCUGUUUCUUUUUUUUUCUUUUUUUUUUUUUUUUUAAACAUUUCUCCCUUUCACAAUCGAUGCUGCCAGUUUGCGCUGCUUUUUCCUCCCUCGCGUUCAACAGACUUAUUUGACAGAGGGGACGUCAGCUGAACCCUAGAUGGUCUUAUUUUCAGAUGCUUAUCCAUGCGGUAUUUAAAAAAGGGAGGCUGGAUAACUAAGCAAAGGCAUUAUGGUACAGAUUUUUUAUAUUGAAUUUAAUUUAAACUAUUUUUUCCCUUUAUUAUAAUUUUUUUUAUCCCUUGCAUAAUACAUCCUCAGAACGUUACCAAACAGUUAUUAUUACUAUGUUGACAGAAUUGAAUUUGAAAUGUUUUUCUGAAUGGAUUAAUUCCUUAAACGGUACAAGCUCGUGGCUGGAUCCAGUUUAACCCUUAAGUCGACAAAUUGCAUUUCACAAAUACCCUGAUUUUUCCCAUUCUUGUCCAAGUUUGGUACGCUACACUACCAGACUGUUACCCUUUGGACUACAGUUUUGCUUGGCUGAAUUGAGCUUGUUUAGAAACUUGUGUGGGGAAAACAAUGUUUUGGUGCUUGGCAACUCAUGCAGUGGGUAACCAAAAGGCAUUAUUCCUCAUAGUCUGUAGCACAUUAUUUAUUUUAACAAUAGGUACAAGUGUUCUGGUACAUUUCUUUGUCUGAUGGUACUCUGCAGGGCGAGAAGGAGAAUGUCGGCCACUAAUCAGAUGCUGGAAUUUUUUCUUAGUCCACCUCCUGCACAAGCGAAUUUGUCAGACUGAUAUGUUCAAGAGAAUAGUUUGGCAUUUUUGGAAGUAAACUAUUCUGUUAUUUUGCAUAGAGUAAGACGAGAAGAUUGAUGCCAUACAUGGGCAUGUACAAUAUUUGAAUCUACAGCUAGCAACGGUUAGCUUAGCUUAGCUUAGCAUAGAGUGAGAGCAAGGAUCGUAAAACACAAGCAAUAGUACCCCUAAAGCUCACAAAAUUAAGAAGCUGUAUUUUGCUUUUUACAUGCAUUAAGAACCUUCACUCAAAAAGUGAAAUUGUACAUUUUGUUAUGGAUUUGGUGCAGAAAUAUUUCCUGAAAUCAAUUUGUAACACCUAUACUGCUGCGCACAAGUUUCCAAAAGUACAUUUAUGGCACUGAAACUGAGAUCAGCUUGCUGUGUGCCCUUGCUAAGCCUUUCUGCAGAGCUAGGCUAAAGCAGACAUUGGAAGAAGCUACAAAUUAAGUUUUUUAACCCCAGAGUGGUACAGAUCUUCUCAACUUGGAAAUGCACAUUUCUGUCAGUUUUCCGGGCGUGAGACGAGAAGACUGAUACCAUACAUGAGUGUCUGCAGCAUUUGAAGCUAUUGCUUGUAGCCGCUUAGCUUAGCUUUGUGUAGCUUAGCAUUAAGACUUGAAGCAAGGGUAAAAUGGGUAACGUGCCUCUGCCCAGUCAUGGAAAAGUGCCCACAAUUGCAUAUUUAAAGCUCCUUUUGAAAAAGCUGUGUCGUGUAAAUGGAAUAAAAGAAGUUUUACUUGUUGCUGGAAUGAUUUGUGGAUAAAUUUCCUCAAAUCUUUUGGUCAAACAUCACUUUUGUUUUUGUACAAGCUAAAGAUGCUGACGCACAAUCUUUGUUCAAGAGCUCAAGAAUUGAUGAUGGUAAAUUCUGUGCCCUUCAAAUGGAGCACUGCUAGCUGUUUCCCCUUGCUGAAAGACUUUUAGCUUAGCUAACCUAGCCAUAGCCACAGUUUGAAAGCUAUUGUUUUUGAUAAAUAAAGGUUAAGCUAUUCUCAUUUUGGAAACACACCAGUCAGUUAGCUUGCUGAGAUCAAGACAAGAAGAUUGAGACCAUACAUGUGUGUCUGCAAAUAUUUAAAGCUAAAGCUAGUAGCUUAGCAUUGUUUAGCUUAGCAUCAAGAAGCAAGGGGAAAAGAGCUGGAAUGCUUCAAAAUUUACAUUUAACAGCACUUUAGUUUUCAGAGUGAAGUUGGGGUUUAUUUUUAAAUUCUGUAUUUAACCCUAAUGAUCUUAAGAAUUGCUGAUGGCUAAUUCUGUUAGCUUUAAUCCCAGCUAAGUUAGCUUUUUCCUUGCUGUGAGUCUUUUUGCGAAGCUAAGCUAACAAAGCUGCUAGCCUUAAAUACAAUCAAAAUGUUAUAUCACAUUGGUAGAGAUCUCAUCGAACAGAAAGCAUUUUGCAUUAAUUUUUCCAAAAGUGUUGAGCUAUUCUAUUAAAAACAGCAAGUACAGGUGUAUAAAACUCACCUGUUUAAAGCCAGUGCAUGAAAAACUUAUUUUACCGCUCUGCUGCGCUAAGAACUGGUUCGUUAACCAAAGCCGUUAGUUAAAUUUAUAUUUCUUUUACAUUUCAGUUUUACCUCAUGCGGUCCGUAGCACAGAUCAGGCUUUCCAUAAGCGCUGGCUAGUCGCCUAAUCACAGCUUUUCUCACUGUUGACUCAAAUAAACAAGUUCUGGCAAAAAGUUGA